Oncorhynchus nerka (sockeye salmon) is the source of this 1404-nucleotide messenger RNA. Its product is annotated as lipid transferase CIDEB-like. The record is from RefSeq and is a predicted model, not a curated record. The transcript has 6 exons. Gene Ontology annotation, biological process: regulation of apoptotic process; apoptotic process. The coding region runs from base 305 to 940 and encodes 211 amino acids. NCBI's taxonomy places the organism in Eukaryota, Metazoa, Chordata, Actinopteri, Salmoniformes, Salmonidae.
GGUAGGCUUGAUUACGAACAACGACGAGACCGCAUACAGGGAGGAGGUGAGGGCCCUCGGAGUGUGGUGUCAGGAAAAUAACCUCACACUCAACAAAACAAAGGAGAUGAUCGUGGACUUCAGGAAACAGCAGAGGGAGCACCCCCCUACCCACAUCGACGGGACAGUAGUGGAGAGGGUCACUCACGGCAAAGUCCAUCCAAAAGAAAUUGGUGAGUCAGACACGCAGAAAUCGAGAGGCCACAGCACUUGACAACAACAGGAGGAAAAACAUAAAAAGAGAGAGGAAGAUAAAAAGUGGGAUAUGGAGACUACGUCAUCACUAAUAAAGUCUGUGACCAGGCGGGUGUGGUCGUCGGCCCCUGCCCAUCAGAGACCAUUCAGGGUGUGUUCCCAUGACAGGGGCACCAGGAAGGGCAUCACAGCAAGAACCCUGGAGGAGCUGAGAGAGAGGGUGUGCCAGGCCAAGAUGCUGUGUUUGUCCAGUCUGGCUGUGGUGCUGGUGUGUGAGGAGGAUGGGACAGUGGUGGACUCUGAAGACUUACUGAUGUCUUUGCCAGACAACACAGUCCUCAUGGCCCUGGAACCUGGACAGACAUGGAAAACUCCUGCGGGUACAACGCUCUCUAAAGCCCAAGACCCCAACCAGCCGCGGACAGGAAAGGAUAUAGCCCGCGUGACCUUUGACCUGUACCGGCAGAACCCCAAGGACGUGUUUGGCUCCCUGAACGUAAAGGGCACCUUCUCAGGCCAGUACUCUGUCAGCGCCGACUUCAAAUGUCUGGGGCCCAAGAAAGUCCUCAGAGAGGCCCUCCGCGUGGCCUCCACUCUCCUCCAGGCAGCAGGUCACAUGUUGAUCACCUCAGCUAAUCUGAUCAAGCAGCUCAUCGAGGGAGCAGAGUUCUGGCAGCCCCAGAGGGCGGAGUUUGCAGAGUACUGAAACUGAGACAGUUGAGGCUGUAAUUAAGGCUAGAAUUGAGUAUGUACAGGUCCAAUCUUAACACGAGCUCAAGUUAGGACAUGGCCCUAUAAAAGUAUUGCUCUAGGAUCAAUGAAGAAGAGAAGAGAUCCGAUGUUUAUUAAAGCUGAACACAACAACCACACUUGUAGUGAUACCAAUUGCUGCAGCGCAACAUUCCUAUUUGUCUGUUGAAUUUGAAAUAUUGUACCAUGUGUAUGAUCGCGUGAUGCAAGGUUGUGAUGAAGCUAUGUGUAGAAAGACAAUUACUCAAAAGGGUGUGUUGUAAAAUAGGAUGUAUCUAUUUCUAUAAAUCUUGGGAAUUUCCCAUGAAAGUAAGGAAUUGAAUUUAAAAAAAAGAGUAGGCAUACAUUUUUUACUUUCUUUGUAGGUUCUAAUCACUGUCUCAUCUUGUGUUCAAUAAAUGCUUUCAGUUGUUACAUUCA